Molecule: messenger RNA, 513 nt
Organism: Emiliania huxleyi CCMP1516
Lineage: Eukaryota; Haptophyta; Isochrysidales; Noelaerhabdaceae
Exons: 1
Coding region: 1-513 (170 amino acids)
Source: RefSeq, a predicted model, not a curated record
AUGUUGGCAGCUUUCGCCGUCGCCCUGGCGGCGCCCCUGGCCGCGCCCGCACCCGCCAACGUGCGCGAAGCAGCGCAUAACACGACUCCGCAAGCGCGCGCGCCCACCUUCGCCCCGGCUCUGGUGCCGUGUGACGCCGGCUUCGUCCCGACGUGCGAGCAAGCGAAAGGUUUUGGCCUCUGCGACACCACCAACGCAGCGUGCGACGAGGCCUGUGUCGAAGAAGUCAAGAUGACCUGCCCUGUGACGUGCAGCCUCCCGGCGGAGGCGACGUCCGGGCACCUGGCCCCGGACGCCGCUCCCUCCGACUACGGCGAACGCUUGCCGCCGGCCGCCACGGAGGCCAUCUGCAGCAGCUGUGCAGAUCAUCCAGACCUGCCCUGCUGCCACAACCAUCCGCACGAGGGCAACGAUCGCCGCCUGAAUGGCCCUGCGACUGUAUCCGACGCAGCCAUGGACGAAUGGAUCCGUUUCCAGCAAGAUUCGAAAAUUGAACAGUACUGUGUAGGGUAG